Molecule: messenger RNA, 906 nt
Organism: Linum tenue
Lineage: Eukaryota; Viridiplantae; Streptophyta; Magnoliopsida; Malpighiales; Linaceae
Source: the annotation of a GenBank genome assembly
AUGACCAAUUGCGAGAGGAAGAGAAGGAAAUUUUGCCAGCAAGAUACCUGUGACCUGUGUAAUGCAGCCCCAGAAUCAGCAGAGCACGUCCUCCGGCAAUGCGCCCAUAGUACCCAGGUAUGGCAUGAACUCGGGAUAUCAGAUAAUAGCUUAACUAUAGGUCUGAAUCUUGCAGAUUGGCUGGCGGAACAUCUCCAAAACACUCAAACUGGGCUGCUCUUCGGUGUCGGCGCGUGGUACCUCUGGAAACGGAGAAACGACUGGGUUUUCAACCGCAAACAGCAAGACGCCUCUACUUUAGCUCAGAGAAUCAGAAGCUGGACAAACACCAUUCAUAAUGCUCAAGAAAAUAAUGACAAAAUCCAUACGGCUCAGCGAUCGAAGAGGGCGACGGAGAUUGCCUGGAAUCCUCCACCCCGAGACUGGAUAGCGCUCAACACGGAUGGCUCGGUCAAGCAACCUGACUCCUUGGCAGCAGCAGGGGGGCUUCUGCGCGAUAGCUCGGGACGUUGCCUGGGAGCUUUUGCCUCCAACUUGGGUGCAUGCACGAUUACUAGGGCUGAGUUGCUGGGGGCGUUACAAGGGCUCAAGCUCGCAUGGCAGCUGGGCUACAGGAAAAUUCAGUUGCGAACCGACUCGACGACCGCUAUCACCAUUUUGACGGCGCAGACAGCGUAUGAAGGACGCUACCAUAGUCUUUGGACUCAACUGCAGCAACUCAUCCAACAAGAUUGGGAGAUUGAGAUCUCUCAUACUUUCCGGGAAGGUAACAAGUCAGCAGAUUACCUCGCGAAUAAAGGGCAUUCUCUUAGCUUGGGUUAUCAUGUUAUUGAGAGAGGCGACCCUGGUCUCAACUUUUGGCUUUUGUAUGACUCUAUGGGCAAUGCCCAAUCUCGUUUAAUUUGA